CCUAGUUAUUCCACCUAGAUGCACCGCUAGAUGUGACUUGAAUCCCACAUGCUUGAGCCGAGCUUGGGGUCGGGUCACAUUCCCCUGUGACCACCUUAAGCCGAACUCUCGCCUCGACAUCAGUGCCUUGGAACAAUUAUCUAGCUUUAUUCCCAUUAACUUCUUAUCUUGAACCAGUGCUGCAGUGAUUACAAGAAUAUCUGUUUCCAAUAUCUCUCGUUUAUUUCGUCACAAUGGUUCUACAAUACGCAAGGACAACUGUUAGAGCCUCCCUUUGCAGGUACAGGCAUCUCUCUACCCGCCAGUUCUCAGCACAGGCUACGCUUCGGCAGGAGGUUCGAGAUGCUUACAUUCUGAGUGCCUCGAGGACACCAACUGCGAAAUUUAAUGGCUCCUUCGUCACGGUUUCUGCCCCGAGACUAGGCGCAGUCGCCAUCAAGUCGGCCCUCGAAAAGUCCAAAGUUCCUGUCGAGAAGAUCACAGACGUCUAUAUGGGCAAUGUAUUACAGGGCAAUAUUGGACAAGCUCCUGCCAGACAAGCAGCCAUCUUUGCGGGUCUGCCCGCAUCCGUGGAAGCUAUAACGAUCAACAAGGUGUGCGCCUCCGGCUUGAAGGCAGUCGUUUUUGCGGCGCAGAACAUCCAGCUCGGAUUGAGUGAGGCCCAGAUUGCUGGUGGAAUGGAGAGCAUGUCACAGGUGCCAUAUUACGUGCCACGAGCGAGUGGCCUGCCCCCAUUUGGCCAUGUCAAAAUGGAGGAUGGACUGCUCAAGGAUGGCUUGACGGACGUGUACGACCAAAUCCACAUGGGCAUUUGUGCCGAGACGACGGCCAAGAAGCACGAAAUUACUAGAGAAAUGCAGGACCAGUAUGCAAUCCAGUCGUACGAGCGCGCACAAGCUGCGUGGAAAGCGAAGGCUUUUGCCGAGGAGAUCGCCCCGGUCACAGUGAAAGGACGGAAGGGCGAGACCGUCAUUGAUACUGAUGAAGGGUACUUGGAUGUCAAGUUCGACAAGGUCCCCACCCUGAAGCCAGCGUUCAUCCGGGACGGCACUGGUACGGUGACUGCAGCCAACUCGUCCACUCUGAACGACGGUGCCAGUGCUUUGGUUCUGGGUAGCAAAGCGAUCGCUCAGCAGUACGGUGGUGGGUCCAGAGUGUUGGCACGGAUAUGUGGCGCCGCAGAUGCGGCGAUGGACCCCAUCGACUUCCCUGUUACGCCGGCUAAGGCCGUUCCAAUCGCUCUCAAACGCGCUGGUAUUACAAAAGACCAGGUCGCCAUUUGGGAGUUCAAUGAAGCCUUUGCAGCCGUCAUCAAGGCUAACGAAAAGAUUCUGGGCCUCAAAAGCGCCAAGGUCAACCCGCUUGGAGGUGCUAUCUCACUAGGGCACGCCUUGGGAAGUUCCGGCUCCCGUAUACUCACAACCUUGCUCCAUCAACUCAAGCCUGGAGAGUACGGGGUUGCUGCUAUUUGCAAUGGAGGUGGUGCGGCAACGGCUAUCGUCGUGCAACGGAUCGAGUCUGUAUGAGUGGAAAACUACUACCCCGCAAUACAACUUACAACUGAAUAAAAUUUACACUUCCAAUAUUCUCAAAAUUGGGCAUACAAAAACAGAAGCGUAGGGACGUGUCACUUGGUACGCUUGUACCCUCGCACGCCCUGGCGGCCUAGUCGAACAAGCUGGUAAAGAUAAUGGGAGCAACAGUU
Molecule: messenger RNA, 1705 nt
Organism: Pseudomassariella vexata
Lineage: Eukaryota; Fungi; Ascomycota; Sordariomycetes; Amphisphaeriales; Pseudomassariaceae
Product: acetyl-CoA acetyltransferase
Exons: 3
Coding region: 234-1526 (430 amino acids)
Biological process (GO): fatty acid beta-oxidation
Molecular function (GO): acetyl-CoA C-acetyltransferase activity
Source: RefSeq, a predicted model, not a curated record